Papilio machaon (common yellow swallowtail) is the source of this 855-nucleotide messenger RNA. RefSeq names its product annexin A7-like. Gene Ontology annotation, molecular function: serine-type endopeptidase inhibitor activity; protein binding. The record is from RefSeq and is a predicted model, not a curated record. Lineage: Eukaryota; Metazoa; Arthropoda; Insecta; Lepidoptera; Papilionidae.
AUGGGCAGAAGCGGGGACGCACAGAAAGGAGUUUUUUUUUUUACAGCGUUUCUUACCACCGAAGUCUUCGGAUUAAAUUUAAGAAAUAAGAGACAAGCAGAAACAAAUAACAAUGACUUGGAAGACAGAUAUGGAUUUAUGUUACCGUCAUGGUAUCCAACGCGAUUGCCACCCCAGUUGCCGAUGCCCGAUAGAAGGUUUCCUGGCCAAAGGCCUAACUUCGGACAAUACCCUGAUCAAGGAUUUUACCCUGAUCCAAGUCUAUACCCUGGUCUAGGAAUGUAUCCCUACCCAGGACCGUUUCCUAAUCCCGGAAUGUUCCCCAAUCCACAACCUUUUCCUAACCCACAGUUUCCUGAUCAAAGACCAUUUCCCGGACAAGUAUAUCCCCCUGGACAAAACCCACUCCCUGGACAAGUACCUCUCCCUGGACAAGUACCUCUCCCUGGACAAAUACCUCUUCCCGGACAAAUCCCUCUCCCUGGACAAGUACCUCCUUCCGGACAAGGAACACCUCCUAAUGCGGGACAACAGAUGACAACUCAAAACCCAAUCAAUGGAACCACAACUCCGGCGGCGAGCGACCCAACUGUCGACGACUGCAUUACCAACUGCCCCGUGACCGCGGAGUACAACCCUGUGUGCGGCACAAACAAUGUCACGUAUCCUAACCCAGGUCGCUUGUACUGCGCUCAAGCUUGUGGAAUAAGUGUGAACCUAUUGCGGUCAUCACCGUGUCCGGCCAACAGUCGCUCCACCUACAUCGUGAUCUAGUCUUUUAUGUUACUUUGUAAAAAUAUCUCUACUUAUUUACAUAUGAUUUUGCUUUGAAUGCAAUAAAAAACUCGAUUUAAA